AAAAAUCAGUGAGCCUCACAGUGAAGAGAGGCGGAGUUCUGGGCAGACAGACGCUAACAGGCGAGGCAGGAGAGGACUGAAGACACAAAAGGAACGUGUUGGAAACGAAACAUCUACAGCCUUCAGACUCAGACACCAUGGAGCUCUAUCUGGACAUGCACUCCCCGCCAUGCCGCCUCGUCUUCCUGUUUGCCAAGGCGGUCGGAAUUCCCUUUGAGUUUAAGCAUGUUGAACUCUCUACAGGGCAGCAUUACAGCGAGGAGUUUGGAAAAAUCAGCAUGAUAAGGAAAGUUCCUGUUAUGAAGGACGGAAGUUUCAUUCUGACGGAAAGCAUUGCGAUCCUGAAGUAUAUGGUGCAGAAAUAUUCGUCAUCAGUGGCAGAUCACUGGUAUCCAGCCGACCUGCAACAGCGAGCUCGUGUUAAUGAAUACCUGUCCUGGCAACAUAUGAACAUCAGAGCUCACGCGUCAAAGGUCUUCCUGCUCAGGGCUGUGUUUCCUGUCAUCAUGGGUUCUGAGGUACCGAAGGAGAAGAUGGACGCUGCGGUUGAGGAUCUGAAUCAGUCGCUCAACCUGCUAGAGGAGAAAUUCCUGCAGAACAAACAGUUCAUUGUUGGCGAUAAAAUCUCCCUGGCUGAUAUAGUGGCUCUGAUUGAGGUCAUGCAGCCUCUUGGAACUGGUCUGAAUGUGUUUGAAGGACGACCAAAGCUGAGCGCCUGGAGAGAGCGAGUGAAGAAGGAGCUCGGUGAAAAGUUGUUCGACGAAGCUCACGAGGUGAUCAUGAAGGUGGGCAGCCUCCCGGAGAAGAUGCAGAACAACAGCCAGCUGGAGAUGCUCAGACCAAAGUUUCAGAAGCUUUUCCGCUGAAAACUUUUCUGUGUACAAAGAUAAAAGCAGCUAUUAUUGACAUUGUCAAAAAUGUUCUUAAUUGGAUUUUCUUUUGAAGUCAUGUAACCAGCUUCCAGAUAUUAAAGUUUUUGGAAAACUGCA
Messenger RNA from Larimichthys crocea (large yellow croaker), 989 nucleotides. RefSeq names its product glutathione S-transferase theta 1a (gene gstt1a). The transcript has 5 exons. Gene Ontology annotation, cellular component: cytoplasm. Lineage: Eukaryota; Metazoa; Chordata; Actinopteri; Sciaenidae. The record is from RefSeq and is a predicted model, not a curated record. Bases 138 to 866 code for a protein of 242 amino acids. Gene Ontology annotation, biological process: glutathione metabolic process. Gene Ontology annotation, molecular function: glutathione transferase activity.